AUGUCGGAACGACGAAAGUCCUCUCGGCUGAGUGGGAAACGACAACGAAUCGAAGAGCAGCAAAAGAAGCUCGCCACGGAAGACAGUCAUCGCCCUGUGGCUGGUGCCUCUGCCGAAGCAAAUGAUUGUGGAAUCCUUCCCACGACUGGUGACUUGUAUGGAGGGUCCCACUACAGCAAGUUGUGUUCCUCGAACAUGACAUUGCAAGGAAAAGCCAUGCAAGCCGCUGCCUUGAGAUUUGGAGACGGUGAUACUCUCCCCUUUACCCCCUGCAAAAAGGGGUAUAAACCUUUUGCCAGCACCAAGCAAAUAAUGUAUGCAUGCCCCCUCCACGACAAGGAGAGACGACAACGAGUGAAAAAGGAGGGAGGAUUAUUUCGCAAAGGUGAGGUAGACUUGGAUUUAGUUUUCUGGAAGCAGAAGCCACCGGGGAAGAGCGCCAAGAGUCAACAAGAAGAAUGUUUGUCCAAACCAGAGAAUGACAGUGCAACAUUGGUGGUUGAAAAACAGUCAUCCAUGGCAUCCAUUGCUACUGGUGCCCCAAAACGAUCCAAGAAGGCUAGGUUAUCAUAG
Seminavis robusta is the source of this 573-nucleotide messenger RNA. Lineage: Eukaryota; Bacillariophyta; Bacillariophyceae; Naviculales; Naviculaceae. The record is from the annotation of a GenBank genome assembly.